Messenger RNA from Amphiprion ocellaris (clown anemonefish), 1143 nucleotides. RefSeq names its product sodium/potassium transporting ATPase interacting 5 (gene nkain5). The transcript has 7 exons. The record is from RefSeq and is a predicted model, not a curated record. NCBI's taxonomy places the organism in Eukaryota, Metazoa, Chordata, Actinopteri, Pomacentridae. Bases 111 to 698 code for a protein of 195 amino acids. Gene Ontology annotation, biological process: regulation of sodium ion transport.
UGCACUGUGCGUUUCCUCACACGUCUGACAAUGGAUGUAAAGCUUCUCAGGUUUUAAACUUCACUGUUGUUAUCCUCCUCAUCAUCAUCAUCAUCACCAGAGGAGGGAAGAUGGGCUGCUGCUCUGCUCGAUGCACGCUGAUCCUCCUGUGUUGUCUGCAGUUGGUCACAGCGCUGGAGAGGCAGGUGUUUGACUUCUUGGGCUACCAGUGGGCUCCCAUCAUGGUCAACUUCUUUCACAUCAUUGUGGUCAUCCUGGGCCUGUUUGGAGUCAUCCAGUACAGAUCACGCUACGUUAUUAUGUACCUGCUGUGGACGUUGUUGUGGGUUGGCUGGAAUGUCUUUGUGAGCUGUCUGUACCUGGAUCUUGGAGGCCUUUCAAAGGACAGUGAUAUCCUCUCCCUGGGAGUAUCGCCACAUCGCUCCUGGUGGAAGGACAACGGGCCGGGAUGUGAGGGCGAGAACCUUCCCUCUGCUGGGUGGCAGAACCAGCAAAACCCGGAGCUGAGCACAGUGCUGAGCUGCUGGCUGGAAUACCAGUACAUAGAAAUCCUGCACUGCAUCGUGCAGCUCCUCAUAUCACUCCUGGGAUUUGUUUAUGCCUGCUAUGUCGUCAGCACUUAUUCAGAGGAAGAAGACAGCAUUAAUUUCAUUGGUGAAUUACAUCACCCAUCCAAACCCUCUCAGUUGCUCUUCUAGUGUAAAGAUUUCAUGGUAGAUUAUAAAUGACCACAAAAUGAAAGUGGGAAGCCAAGAAUGAGCAGCAGAAGAUCAGGCAACUCUGAAGCUUCUUGUAAUGUUUCCUCUUUGGUUUGGUUAUGUUUAAAAACACACAUCACAGAUGCUCACCGUGCACAUAGUGUCCUGAUUCAAGAGGGGGAUUCCCAGUAUAUCACAGCCCUGGUUUUUACUUUGAGUUUUUUGGUGGGUCACAAGAGCUACAAAUCUGGGUGUAAGUCUGCCUUCGUGGAUGUGUGUGAACGAUUGUUCAGCUAUCUAAUAGUGAUCUAAACUGUGUUUUUAAAUUUGUAUAUAAGUAGCUGUUUCUUUCUAAAAUAUUAUGUAUCGUUAUAGUUAGAAAAAAUGUCAUCCCAGCUUGUAGAGUGUGUGAUAUCAUUCAGUGGAAUAAACUACAUCUACACUA